AUUAGCGGGGUUUUCACGGAUGGUUCUGAAGGUACUUAAUACGUUCACGCGCUUCUACAAAUAUGUGAUUCCCACAGUUGGAUAUAGAAAUCAGUUUACCGGGCAAAAUGUAGUAUUUGAUAAAUCUGUUAAAGAAAAACAACGCGCACGAUCAGCACUUACUGAUGAUCCUCACAUGUAUGACUACAUACGUGAAGAAGUUGCCGACCGACUAGCUGAUCGCCUAAAUGAUAUAUCAAGAAAAUUCGAUGUCGCUUUGGAUAUUGGUUGUGGUCGAGGGCAUUUAUCUCAGUUUGUCACAUCAGAUAAUAUCGGGGUUCUCUACCAACUAGACAGUUCAUCUGAGGUUCUAAAACAGAUUAAGCCAUCUGCAGAAGUUUGUACGUAUAACAUAAAUUGCCAUGAAUACUGUCUACCCUUUCGACCAAAUACUCUAGAUUUAGUUUUAAGCUCCAUGAGCCUACACUGGAUAAACGAUCUGCCUGGUUUAUUAAAACAAAUAUUAACAUGUUUACGUAAUGAUGGGUGCUUAUUAGGUGUGAUGCCAGCAAUGGAUACAUUGUAUGAAUUGCGUGUAUCAUUGCAAUUAGCUGAAUUAGAAAGAUUAGGCGGAAUCUCAUCGCAUAUCAGUCCAUUCGUGGAUAGUGUAGAUAUGGCUAAUUUGUUACAAUGUGCUGGAUUCAAUUUAAUCACAUUGGAUGUUGAUGAAAUUGUAAUUCACUAUCCAGAUAUAUUUGCGUUAAUGAAUGAUCUACGAUUUAUGGGUGAAUCUAAUGCUACUGUUCAUAGACCAUUACGUUUGAAUCGUGAUGUUCUAUUUGCAGCCUCUGCAAUUUACAAUGAGAAAUUCAGUGUUCCUCGUGAAGAUGAAGAGAAUGAACGCUGUAUUCCGGCAACCUAUCGGCUGUUAUAUUUUAUUGGAUGGAAACCUGAUCCUUCUCAAAGUAAACCUCUUCCUCGUGGUAGUGCACAGUAUUCCUUGAAGGAUCUCCACAGAAUUGAUGAGUUAAUUAAACUACAUUUUGAAAAAUAAACCGAAGUCCUACCUUAUUUUUUCAGUAUAUAUAUGUAUAUAAUAAACCUGUGUUACAUUAAUCUCUUACAUUUAUGCCGUUGCUCGUUACUUUAUGUCACUUGUAAUUAUUGUCUUCCCCCAACUUUAACUAUAUUACCUACUGUUAACUCAUCAUUUUUUUGUUUCAAAUAUUCAUAACCCCUUCCUAUCUAUGUUGAUUUUCUACAAUUAUGUCAUAAUUAAAAGACUUGGCAGUUCUACGUAAUGCUCUUUCGUGUGAUAUUGUACUUUGCUUGAUCUAUUUAUAAUAAGAUGUAAGUAGUACACUGAAUGUGAUGUAGGUUAGCUGUUGUAAUACUCUUCUUCAAACUCAAAUUUUUUUCAUAUUGUAUUCAAUGAAGGCUUGGGCAGAGGAAAUCAGUUAUAUUAUGAAAAAUUACGCAGUGUCUGUUUAAAAUAUGAAAACAACACAUUAAAUACACUAUAUGCACAUCUUUCUUGAAUUGUCUCUUACAAAGUACAUUGUUCUUCCAUUCAUGUUGUUCUUUAUUUUGCCUUCUGUGGUGUACAAUUUAUUUUUUUAGUAUUGAAAUCGAUUGUAUAUGGGAAGUUGUCUCAAUCUGCUUCAUUUUCGAUCACAUCAACAAUUCGUCUCAUAGUAUCAUGACUCCUAAAUAUAUGGACUACGUUUCCUGUUUGUUUAAUAAUCUGUCAAUCCUUA
Messenger RNA from Schistosoma haematobium, 1736 nucleotides. RefSeq names its product NADH dehydrogenase [ubiquinone] 1 alpha subcomplex assembly factor 5 (gene NDUFAF5). The transcript has 9 exons. Gene Ontology annotation, cellular component: mitochondrion. NCBI's taxonomy places the organism in Eukaryota, Metazoa, Platyhelminthes, Trematoda, Strigeidida, Schistosomatidae. The coding region runs from base 20 to 1033 and encodes 337 amino acids. The record is from RefSeq and is a predicted model, not a curated record. Gene Ontology annotation, biological process: mitochondrial respiratory chain complex I assembly.